AUGCUUGAUCUAGAUCCACAUCAAAGCAGUGGGACUGGAAAGCAUAAUGGAGAGACAGAGACUCAAGAAAAUGGAAUUAAGAGACACAGGACAUCAUUAUCUGCCCCAAUGUUUUCUAAAAGUGAUUUUAGUGUGUGGAACAUAUUAAAAAAAUGCACUGGACUGGAGCUGUCUAAAAUGCCUAUUGUCUUAAAUGAGCCAUUGAGUUUUCUUCAAUGGAUAACAGAAUAUAUGGAACAUAUAUACCUCAUUAAUAAGGCUUGUAGUCAUGCAGACCCCCUGGAAAGAAUGCAGGCUGUAGCUGCUUUUGCAGUUUCUGCUGUGGCUUCUCAGUGGGAGAGAACUGGCAAACCAUUUAACCUGCUGUUAGCAGAAACCUAUGGUAAACUGUGGUUAGAACAGUAUGGAAUGGUAGAAACUGUAAAUCACGGUACUGGAGAUAAAUGUGUCCUUAAUUUUAAACUCUGUGGACUGUUUGGGAAAGAGAUUCACAGAGUAGAGGGAUGCUUUCAGGACAAAAACAGGUCUUCACACCUCUUGUGA
Molecule: messenger RNA, 543 nt
Organism: Egretta garzetta (little egret)
Lineage: Eukaryota; Metazoa; Chordata; Aves; Pelecaniformes; Ardeidae
Product: oxysterol-binding protein-related protein 2-like
Cellular component (GO): intracellular membrane-bounded organelle; membrane; cytosol
Molecular function (GO): cholesterol binding
Source: RefSeq, a predicted model, not a curated record